AUGCGCAUCAUGUCGUGGAACAUCAACGGGUUGCGGGCGCUGCUGCGGAGACACAACUCGGACUACGGCGCACUGAUGACUCAGCUCGGCGAGCCGAACGUGCUGUCGCUCCAGGAGACCCGGAUGUCGCUGGCUGCGCUGGCGGGUCUCACUGCGCUUGCGCCGCCGGGCUACGAGGCAUACUACGCCUGCUGCGCCUCUCGCGGGGGAUACUCGGGCGUGGCGACCCUGGCGCGGGCGGGAUCGGUCCUUGCCGCUUUUGACUCGUUUGCCAAGGCCGCCGCGGCUUGGACGCCCGACGACGUGCUCGACGCUGCCAUGACUCCACACCCGCUCAUGCCGACCGGCUGGGCUGGUGAGGGCUUGCAGGCCGAGGUUGAUCGCCAGGCCGCACCGGCCGGAUCGGACGCAUCGUCGCCGGCGCCCGAGUCCGUCGACGGCGACGAUCGCGUCCCGGCGCCGCCGACCACACUGCGCCAGUGGCUCGACACCUGGGCCCCGCGCUUUGAUGCCGAGGGUCGCAUGGUCUUUACCCGCCACGGCCUCGUCGGAAGCGACAAGGACAUCCUGCUGUGCAACGGCUACUUUCCCAACGUGGGCCAGGGCGGCGAGCGCGUGGCGUUCAAGCACGCGUUCAAUGCGCUCAUCGCCGCGCUUGCGACCGCCUGGGCCUCUGCCGGCUUCCACGUCGUCAUCCUCGGCGACUUUAACGUCGUCCAUCGCGACAUCGACUGCUUCCACGCCAAUCCUCCGGCGCACGAGGCGGGUCUCAACCCAGCCGAGCGGGCGUGGAUGGAGUCGCUUGUCGGCAGCGGCGGCGCCUUUCUCGAUGCCUUCCGCAUCUUCCAUCCCACCGAGUCGCGCAAGUACACAUGGUGGUCGGUCAAGAAGAGCCGCCGGCCGUCCAACAACGGUUGGCGUCUCGACUACUUUGCGCUCUCACCGUCGCUCCUCGCCGAGGAGCUUGUCGCCGACUCGGACAUUCUGCCCGACGUCCAUGGUUCGGACCACUGCCCGAUCACACUCACGCUGUCCGCGCCAUGCCGCCUUCGCGCUCCCGACGAGCACGCCCCGGCCAAGCUUCCGUCGCUCUCACUCCUUCGCUCGACCUCGACUGCUUCCAUUGCCACAAUACUCGACUCGAACCAGCCGACCAUCGUCUCAAUGUUCAAGCGUCGGCGCCCACGUGACGACGACGACGCCGGCCCGUCGGGCGCAUCGCCGACCAAGCGCGCGAAAGGUCUUGGCGGCUUGUCUUGAGCAUGAGGUUAAAACUGUGGAUUGAGGC
Thecamonas trahens ATCC 50062 is the source of this 1288-nucleotide messenger RNA. RefSeq names its product exodeoxyribonuclease III. Bases 1 to 1260 code for a protein of 419 amino acids. The record is from RefSeq and is a predicted model, not a curated record. The transcript has a single exon. Gene Ontology annotation, molecular function: double-stranded DNA 3'-5' DNA exonuclease activity; phosphoric diester hydrolase activity; DNA-(apurinic or apyrimidinic site) endonuclease activity. Lineage: Eukaryota; Apusomonadida; Apusomonadidae. Gene Ontology annotation, biological process: base-excision repair. Gene Ontology annotation, cellular component: nucleus.